This is a messenger RNA of Aspergillus terreus NIH2624, 726 nucleotides long. RefSeq lists its product as uncharacterized. NCBI's taxonomy places the organism in Eukaryota, Fungi, Ascomycota, Eurotiomycetes, Eurotiales, Aspergillaceae. The transcript has a single exon. The record is from RefSeq and is a predicted model, not a curated record. Bases 1 to 726 code for a protein of 241 amino acids.
AUGCUUGCAUUAGCCAGCCAGUCGUACUCCCGUAUCUCAUCACUUACAACAGACAACGAAGGAUUCCUGCACGCCACAAACCGACCUCUCACUCUCCGACACCAACACAUGGAGAACGAAGGAAUCCCCACCGAUAUUCCCAGGGAUCUGACAUAUUGCACAUCAGAAGCCUACGUGCUGGACUUGCUGCGAUGCCACGAUAACCAAAUAAGACACAAACCAAACGCGAUCUCUGACCAAUACGACAGCCGUGCUCAAAUGGCGGCCUUGGCUGCAAUGCGCACAAUCCACCCUCAUUACUUGCGACGAGACCUCAGACAGGGUCCUUUUGUUUUAACUCUCACAGAUCUUCACCAGAGCAAUAUCUUCGUAGAUGAUGAGUGGCAUAUCCGCUGCCUGAUCGACUUGGAGUGGGCCUGUGCACUCCCAGCCGACAUGCUACAACUGCCGUGGUGGCUGGACGACCGCGGAAUUGACGAGAUGCCUGAAGGAGAGUACCUGGAUUCAUAUGGCAAAUUGCACGACGAAUUCAUACAGAUAUUCGAGACAGAGGAGAAACACUUUCGAUCAACUGGGAAAACCCCUACAGUUCCCUAUGCUGAGAUCUUGCGUACCAACUGGGAAAAUGGAAAUUUCUGGUUUUCGGGGCCCUCGACAACCCCAAAGCUCUGUAUCGCUUGUUUCUCGAUCAUAUUCAACGUCGAUUCUACCCGAUGCAGGACUUGA